CCGCUACUCUUACAAUCUCUAGCUCCCCACUUGCCCCAAACUCUCUCUAUCUUCCUUCUUGUGCAACAUUCAACAUGGAUGACUCCACACAGCCACUUCUCACAACCAAAUCAAAAGAAGAACACCAUGAAACUAACACAAACUAUCCCCUUCCAAACCAACCACCAUCCAACACCGCAAUAUUCACCGCGGCAGCCCUUGACAUGGAGCCAAUCACCAACCCAAGAGACUUCUUCACACAAUUUAUUGUUGAGUCGAAGAAGCUUUGGUACCUCGCCGGUCCUGCUAUCUUCUCCUUCGUCUCCAAAUACUCCCUCGGAGCUGUCACUCAAAUCUUCGCCGGCCAUGUUAGUACCAUUGACCUUGCGGCCGUCUCCGUUGAAAACUCCCUCAUUGCUGGCUUCUCCUUCGGCUUGAUGCUUGGGAUGGGCAGCGCGCUUGAAACACUAUGUGGACAAGCAGUUGGAGCAGGAAAACUCGACAUGUUAGGAGUAUACAUGCAAAGAUCGUGGGUGAUACUAUUUUCCAUGGCAUUUCCACUAUGUUUCUUAUACAUCUUUGCCGGAGCCAUUCUAAAAUUAAUAGGACAAACAACUGAAAUAUCCGAGGCUGCAGGAACAUUUGCUUUGUACAUGAUUCCGCAAUUGUUUGCUUAUGCGCUGAAUUUUCCGGUAGCAAAAUUUCUACAAGCGCAAAGUAAGGUGAUGGUGAUUGCGAUUAUAUCGGGUGUGGCUAUGGUGUUGCAUCCGGUGUUUAGUUGGUUGUUUAUGGUGAAAUUUGGUUGGGGAUUGGUGGGUGCUGCGGUGGUUCUUAAUGGAUCAUGGUGGUUCAUUGUGGUGGUUCAAUUGGGGUAUGUGUUUAGUGGAAAAUGUGGUGUGGCUUGGAAUGGAUUUUCUUUUGAAGCAUUUAGGAACCUUUGGGGAUUCUUUAGGCUUUCUCUAGCUUCUGCUGUGAUGCUUUGCUUGGAAACAUGGUACUUUAUGGCACUGAUUUUGUUCGCUGGAUAUCUCAAGAAUGCAGAAGUCUCUGUAGACGCCUUCUCUAUUUGCAUGAAUAUAUUGGGCUGGACCAUCAUGGUGUCUUUUGGGAUGAACGUCGCCGUAAGUGUGAGAGUCUCAAAUGAACUAGGAGCAAUUCACCCAAGAACAGCCAGAUUUUCGUUGGUGGUGGCCGUGAUUACAUCAAUAUUUAUCGGACUCUUACUAGCUCUUGUUUUGAUAAUCUCCCGCGAUAAGUACCCUGCCCUUUUUACCAAUGACACAGAAGUGGCAGAACUGGUCAAGGAUCUCACUCCUUUGUUGGCCUUAUGUGUUGUAAUUAAUAAUGUUCAACCUGUUCUUUCAGGGGUGGCUAUUGGGGCUGGAUGGCAAGCAGCUGUGGCAUAUGUGAACAUUGCAUGCUACUACCUAUUUGGAAUUCCUGUGGGUCUUAUUUUGGGUUACAAGGUUGACUUGGGAGUCAAAGGAAUUUGGUGUGGAAUGAUGUCAGGGACUAUAUUGCAGACUUGUGUUCUUUUGCUAAUCGUUUACAGAACUAACUGGAACAAAGAGGCCUCUCUUGCUGAAGAUAGGAUAAGGAAUUGGGGUGGGGGUCAACAAGUGACUGAAACCAACAUAGUAGAGACAUGAAAUUACGGUAGCAGAAAAUAGUGUCAUGUCUCUACUAUGUUGUGAUCUGAAUUAUUUUGUUUAAUCAUAAAUAUUCUCAAAACAAAGUAAACAGACAAACAACUUAUUCA
Molecule: messenger RNA, 1738 nt
Organism: Trifolium pratense (red clover)
Lineage: Eukaryota; Viridiplantae; Streptophyta; Magnoliopsida; Fabales; Fabaceae
Product: protein DETOXIFICATION 29-like
Exons: 8
Coding region: 75-1628 (517 amino acids)
Biological process (GO): xenobiotic detoxification by transmembrane export across the plasma membrane
Cellular component (GO): vacuolar membrane
Molecular function (GO): antiporter activity; xenobiotic transmembrane transporter activity
Source: RefSeq, a predicted model, not a curated record